This is a messenger RNA of Myodes glareolus (Bank vole), 5793 nucleotides long. NCBI's taxonomy places the organism in Eukaryota, Metazoa, Chordata, Mammalia, Rodentia, Cricetidae. The record is from RefSeq and is a predicted model, not a curated record.
ACCUAGGGGCGUGGGCGAGCUGGGGUCUCUGAGCUGCCAGGGUGGCCAGGGGCACACAGUAGCAGCCACCGAGGAGCAAGCAGACGUCCGUCCCCUCAACAGCACCUUGCUGCAUGGAGUUGACCACUGAAGGCUGCUGACAUCCCUGGGUCCUGGUUCCAAGGCUCAGCACGCUCUGUCUACUGUCCAUACCAGGGCUGUCUGGGUCUGGGACCCGGCAUUCUGAGCCAUGGAGCGGGGCAGCGGCUGCCCCUGCCUCCUUCUGCUCCUACCUCUGGUGCUGGGGCUGAGUGCUGCCCCGGGAUGGGCAGGUGCACCCUCUGUGGAUGUACUGCGUGCCCUGAGGUUCCCCUCCCUUCCUGAUGGUGUCCGGAAAUCAAAAGGGGUCUGUCCGACUGAUGUGGCCUACCGUGUGUCACGACCUGCCCAGCUCAGUGCACCCACCCGCCAGCUUUUCCCAGGAGGCUUUCCCAAAGACUUCUCCCUGCUGACUGUUGUCCGGACCCGCCCUGGCCUCCAGGCCCCCCUCUUGACUCUAUACAGUGCCCAGGGAGUCCAGCAGCUGGGCCUUGAGCUCGGUCGCCCCGUCCGCUUUCUGUAUGAGGACCAGAGGGGGCGGCCACAAGCCUCCUCUCAGCCUGUCUUCCGAGGCCUUAACCUAGCCGAUGGCAAGUGGCACCAUUUGGCUGUGGCUGUGAAGGGUCAGUCUGUCACCCUCAUUGUGGACUGUAAGAAGCGGGUCAGCCGACCCCUUCCCCGAAGUGCGAAUCCAGUGCUGGACACCCGUGGGGUGGUGAUCUUCGGUGCCCAUAUCCUAGAUGACGAAGUCUUUGAGGGUGAUGUCCAGGAGCUCCUCGUCGUCCCAGGCGUCCAAGCCGCCUAUCAGUCUUGUGGACAGAAGGAUCUGGAAUGUGAGAGGGAGCAGAAAGACGCGCCUCAGAUCCCGAAGCCUCACAGAGCCCAGAGAUCUCCAAAGAAGCAGCCAUCAAGACUUCAUAAACCGCAGAACCAGGAGCCCCAGCGACAGCCCCCUGAGUCUCUCUACUACGACUACGAGCCCCCCUAUUACGAUGUGAUGACUACGGGGACGGCCCCUGAUUACCAGUACCCCACCCCAGGUGAAGAGGAAGGAGUCCUGGAGUCCAGCCCCUUGCCAUUUCUUGAAGAGGAGCAGACAGAUCUCCAGGUCCCCCCAACAGCUGAUAGUUUCCAGGCAGAGGAGUAUGGGGAGGGUGGCACAGACCCCCCGGCAGGGCUCUACGAUUACACCUAUGGCUAUGGGGACUAUCAUGAGGAGACCGAGCUCGGCCCUGCCCUCUCUGCGGAGACAGCCCACUCUGGAGCCGUUGCCCAUGGACCCCGUGGUCUAAAGGGAGAGAAGGGAGAGCCUGCGGUGCUAGAGCCUGGUAUGUUCGUAGAGGGACCGCCUGGCCCAGAGGGCCCUGCGGGAUUGACUGGACCCCCUGGCAUCCAGGGGAACCCAGGGCCAGUUGGAGACCCUGGCGAGAGGGGUCCCCCUGGCCGGGCAGGGCUCCCCGGGUCAGAUGGAGCCCCUGGUCCUCCUGGCACAUCUCUGAUGCUUCCAUUCCGGUUUGGCAGCAGUGGGGGUGACAAGGGCCCCGUGGUGGCAGCCCAGGAGGCCCAGGCCCAGGCCAUUCUGCAGCAGGCACGGCUGGCACUCCGUGGGCCGCCUGGCCCCAUGGGAUACACAGGCCGCCCUGGACCCUUGGGUCAGCCUGGGAGCCCGGGCUUGAAAGGAGAAUCUGGAGACCUGGGCCCUCAGGGCCCCAGAGGACCACAGGGCCUCACAGGGCCUCCUGGCAAGGCUGGGCGAAGGGGCCGAGCCGGUGCUGAUGGAGCCCGUGGGAUGCCUGGAGAACCCGGUGUGAAGGGUGACCGAGGCUUUGACGGACUUCCAGGACUGCCCGGCGAGAAGGGACACAGGGGUGACACGGGCGCUCAGGGCCUUCCUGGGCCUCCUGGCGAGGAUGGAGAGCGGGGUGACGAUGGAGAUAUUGGGCCCCGAGGGCUGCCUGGAGAGUCGGGACCCAGAGGACUUCUUGGCCCUAAAGGUCCACCUGGUAUUCCUGGGCCUCCGGGCAUUCGAGGCAUGGACGGUCCCCACGGCCCCAAAGGGAGCUUGGGACCUCAAGGAGAGCCAGGGCCUCCUGGACAACAGGGUACUCCUGGGACCCAGGGCCUCCCCGGACCUCAGGGUGCCAUCGGUCCUCAUGGAGAGAAGGGUCCGCGUGGGAAACCAGGGCUCCCUGGCAUGCCAGGAUCGGAUGGACUCCCGGGUCACCCAGGGAAGGAAGGUCCUCCCGGAACCAAAGGGAACCAGGGUCCCUCUGGACCACAGGGUCCUUUAGGAUACCCAGGCCCCCGAGGUGUCAAGGGCGUGGAUGGAAUUCGGGGCCUGAAGGGCCACAAGGGUGAAAAGGGCGAGGAUGGCUUUCCUGGGUUCAAAGGUGACAUUGGUGUGAAAGGAGACAGGGGUGAGGUUGGAGUCCCUGGUUCCAGGGGAGAAGAUGGCCCUGAGGGGCCGAAAGGACGCACUGGGCCUACGGGAGACCCUGGACCCACUGGGCUCAUGGGCGAGAAGGGCAAGUUAGGUGUUCCUGGCCUGCCUGGCUACCCCGGACGCCAGGGUCCCAAGGGGUCCCUGGGCUUUCCUGGUUUUCCUGGAGCCAGCGGAGAGAAAGGAGCUCGGGGCCUGUCUGGAAAAUUAGGACCUCGGGGAGAACGGGGCCCCACGGGCCCGAGGGGUCAGCGGGGACCUCGAGGUGCCACUGGGAAGUCUGGCGCUAAGGGAACAUCAGGUGGUGAUGGUCCCCACGGGCCACCCGGAGAGAGGGGUCUUCCUGGUCCCCAAGGCCCCAAUGGAUUUCCUGGCCCCAAAGGCCCUCCGGGCCCAGCAGGGAAGGAUGGGCUGCCGGGCCACCCAGGCCAGAGGGGAGAAGUGGGAUUCCAAGGAAAAACCGGCCCCCCAGGACCCCCUGGAGUGGUGGGACCUCAGGGAGCAGCUGGGGAAAGCGGUCCCAUGGGAGAGAGAGGUCACCCUGGCCCCCCAGGACCUCCUGGAGAGCAAGGACUGCCUGGAACAGCUGGAAAGGAAGGCACCAAGGGUGAUCCUGGUCCCCCUGGGGCUCCAGGAAAGGAUGGUCCCGCUGGUCUGAGAGGCUUCCCAGGAGAGCGAGGCCUCCCAGGCACUGCUGGUGGACCUGGCUUGAAGGGAAAUGAAGGUCCAGCUGGCCCUCCUGGCCCUGCAGGCUCCCCUGGGGAGCGAGGUGCAGCAGGAUCAGGGGGCCCCAUUGGUCCCCCAGGGCGUCCAGGCCCACAAGGUCCCCCUGGAGCGGCGGGAGAGAAAGGUGUCCCGGGUGAGAAGGGCCCUAUUGGUCCCACUGGCCGUGAUGGGGUGCAGGGUCCUGUGGGGCUUCCUGGUCCAGCGGGACCCCCAGGUGUGGCUGGAGAGGAUGGAGAUAAGGGUGAGGUGGGAGACCCAGGACAGAAGGGUACCAAAGGGAACAAAGGCGAACACGGCCCACCUGGACCUCCUGGUCCCAUCGGUCCUGUGGGACAGCCCGGAGCUGCGGGAGCUGAUGGGGAGCCUGGAGCUCGGGGGCCCCAGGGACACUUUGGAGCCAAAGGCGAUGAAGGAACAAGAGGAUUCAAUGGGCCCCCGGGACCCAUUGGCCUCCAGGGCCUGCCAGGACCUUCUGGAGAGAAGGGAGAAACAGGAGACGUGGGGCCUAUGGGACCACCUGGCCCUCCAGGACCUCGCGGCCCCGCUGGACCCAAUGGUGCUGAUGGCCCACAAGGUCCUCCUGGAGGCAUUGGGAACCUGGGUCCCCCUGGAGAGAAGGGGGAGCCGGGAGAGUCUGGGUCUCCAGGCGUCCAGGGCGAGCCGGGUGUGAAGGGUCCGCGUGGUGAGCGUGGUGAAAAAGGAGAGGCUGGGCAGGCGGGAGAGGCUGGACCACCAGGGCCUAAAGGCCCUACAGGCGAUGAUGGCCCCAAGGGGAACCCUGGUCCCGUUGGCUUUCCUGGGGACCCUGGGCCUCCUGGAGAAGCUGGCCCACGGGGCCAGGAUGGUGCUAAGGGUGACCGGGGAGAGGACGGCGAGCCAGGACAGCCUGGAUCCCCUGGUCCCACUGGGGAGAAUGGGCCCCCUGGACCCCUUGGGAAGCGGGGACCUGCUGGCACUCCUGGUCCAGAGGGACGGCAAGGAGAGAAGGGAGCCAAGGGGGACCCUGGUGCUGUCGGGGCCCCAGGAAAGACAGGCUCGGUGGGUCCUGCAGGCCCAGCAGGAAAGCCUGGCCCUGAUGGUCUACGGGGGCUCCCAGGCUCAGUGGGUCAGCAAGGCCGCCCUGGAGCCACAGGUCAGGCUGGGCCCCCAGGUCCUGUGGGACCUCCAGGGCUUCCUGGCCUCCGGGGUGAUGCUGGAGCCAAGGGGGAGAAGGCCCCCAGAGAGUACUGGGUUGACCCCAACCAGGGCUGCGCUCGGGAUGCCUUCCGGGUGUUCUGCAACUUUACAGCAGGAGGGGAGACUUGUGUUACACCUAGGGAUGACAUCACACAGUUCUCCUAUGUGGACUCUGAGGGCUCCCCAGUGGGAGUGGUCCAGCUCACCUUCCUGCGGCUGCUCAGCGUCUCUGCCCACCAGGAUGUCUCUUACCCUUGCUCUGUAGUAUCCCAGGAUGGCCCCCUGAGACUCCGGGGGGCCAAUGAGGAUGAACUGAGCCCCGAGACCAGCCCCUAUGUCAAGGAGUUCAGGGAUGGCUGUCAGACCCAGCAAGGCCGGACAGUAUUGGAGGUGCGCACACCGGUGUUGGAGCAGCUGCCCGUGCGGGAUGCCUCCUUCUCAGACCUGGGGUCCCCCACAAGGCGGGGAGGCGUGCUUCUGGGGCCUGUCUGCUUUAUGGGCUAAGCCCUUUCUGACCCUGUCAACCAAAAGCAGACCCGCCUGGAGUCACACAGCAUGAAUUUCACGCCACCUCCCAUGAAAACCCCUUGUCAUCUAGGGGACUUUGGGCCAGGGCACCUCAAGCCUCAAGUCAGGGGCAACAGCCAGGGGUGGGGUGAACCAGGGGGUGCUGGGACAGCCCAGUGGAAGGGUGGGCACCCAUUAGAGAGCUGAGACUUUUAUUUAAAACAGUUCCCUGUCCCUCCAAAUAAGUGGAAGAGAAAGGACACUGUGUAUUUUGUAUUUAAAAAAGUAAUUAUAUUAAUUAUUUAAAGAGAGGAAAAAAAGUAACAAAGAAGAUAAAGAAAGAAAUGCCCGAAACUCCAGCAGAUACUGGGGACAGGUGCUGCAAGGGUGGGCCAGCACCCCACUCUCCCCUCAGGGUUUUCCUUAGUGCCCGUGGGUGUGGCUUUCUGGGAUGAAUCCCCUUUCUCACAUCCACGGGAUGCUAAGAACGCUGGAACACACACACUCCCCUGCCUCAGGGCUCCAGCUCUCGCUCCCCAGGAAGGAAGUUCUGUGACACACUGUCCCUGUCAGGAAUGGCCUGCCACUUAAGACCAGGCCCCUUCUCGGGGGACACCAGACCAGAGGGCUGUGCGGGGCCUGCCUUGGGCAGGUUAUUGAGAUACUGAAGUUCUCCCAGUGGCUGAAGUCGCCAGGGCUCUGGGCACUGUCCUGACCGCACAGUUUCUUCCCUGGGCACCUCCUCUCCUCCCUGAUGCUGAAGAGAGCUAAUGUCUAGCCUAUGCCAGAAGGGGCUCCCAGGAGCCCACUAGCCCUGCGUCCAAGCCCCUCCUGACUGACGGUUAAAUAAUGUGAUUGUCUCCUCC